AUGUGGCAACAGCGGCAAUUUCUUGGGCUGAUUUUCGUCGCAAUUACGCUGCUGUUGAACGCGGCCGUCGCUGUUCCUCCACCGACCGACUACGAUACUGUUUUCUCCUACAACCUCAGCUCCUCCGUCACUCCUUGCAGGAUUUGGAUUUUCCCGUGUCUGGGAGGUGUCUACCAGUGCUCUAGUCAGAAUAUCUAUGCCGGGUCCUUCAUAGGGCCCCAGCCUGCCUGCCCAACUCUACAGAACGCGACAGCUACGCCACCCCCUGGUGUCUGCUCGCUCGCCAACGAUAGCUGUGCCUUUGUUCCCGAUGCUCCGACUUGCGUUUCCUGGUUCAGUAACUGUGACCGCCAGUACAGCUGCACCACGGAAGAGGGAUUUACUGCCGCUGUGGAGGAAGGACAAGACUGCUACCCCAUCACCCCCAGACCACCUAGCCCCAACUCUGUCUGUGUCCCUGCGGAUGGCUCAUGUGAAUGGUACAAUCCCUGUCACACGUGGCAAGGCUGGUGCAACGGAGCCUACCAGUGUGGUACUGUGGAAGCCUAUUCUUUCUUUGUGAACGGUCCACAGCCUCUGUGCGUGCUUCCUCCAGAGAACGCCACUCAGCCGGUGCCUGCAGGAGAGUGUGUGUAUCAGGACGGCCAGUGUGCGUGGUCAGAGUGUGUGUCUUGGAGGAGCCCCUGUCAGACGAGCUGGGAGUGUGGCUCCGACUACGAACACAGAGUAGCCCAGUCCCAGCCUCUACCGCCUUGCCCUGCACCACCUGGACAGUUCAUCGCCUCCACCAGAACCAGGAGUCUGUCAGAUUUCGCCGGAGUCUCAAUCGUGUGAAUUCCUCGGAGAACCUGAGUGUACCGGAGGUCAGGUGUAUACCACGUGUGGAACACUGUGCCCUCGAACCUGCGAGAACUUCCAGCUGGACUUUGCCUGUACCAGCGAGUGCGUCCGCGGCUGUUUCUGUCCCGACGACACCGUCCUUCACGACGGACAGUGCAUCCCUUCCUGGCAGUGCCCCGGAGAAAAUCCCUGCUAUUUGGUUGACUGUGCCCCUGGUUACGAGUGUCUUGUCUACGAGGCUACUGGGGAAGCUUAUUGUUCUCCUAAUUGCGAGGAGCUCAACCCAUGUGCUCCUGACGAACUGUGUGUACUGACAACUGUUACUGCAUCCGUGCUCCCUGUCCUCCUAUACUCUCUUGUCAAGGCCAAUGUACAGGAGGGAGGGAGUGGCAGGAUUGUGGGACUGCCUGUCCUCUGUCCUGCAGCAACUAUACCACAGAGGUGGUGUGCACUGAGCAGUGUGUGCGGGGCUGUUUCUGUCCGUAUGGGUCCUACAUACACGGAGACGGAUGUGUCCCCAUCACGGAGUGUCCUGGUUACACUUCCCAGUGUGCUCUGAUACUGUGUCCUGCCGGCCACGUCUGCGUGGACGACGGUACAAGUGAUGCCUAUUGUGACCCGUCGUGCGACCCAGCACAUCACCUGUGUGCCGAGGGAGAGAGAUGUGAGCUGAUCGACCAAGACUGCCACGGCAGAGCUUCCUGUCCUCACGCCUACAGGUGCACCGAAGGGUGUACUGGAGGGAAGGUGUGGACGGAGUGUGGUACAGCGUGUCCAGAGACGUGUGAUAACUACGACAUACCUAUCGCCUGCACGCUGCAGUGCGUCACGGGCUGCUUCUGUCCUACUGGCCAAGUUGAACUCAACGGAGGGUGUAUUGAUCCCACACGGUGCAGUGCCUGCAACUCCUGCAAGGAAGGAGAGGUCUGUUCAGUUGUGGGUGAGAGUAAUGGUGCUCGCUACCCCAUAUGCAAAGGCCCAACUACAGUUCCAUGUUCUGGUGGUUCUGGGGAGCCCCAUUUUUCCGCUUGUCCUGAGGACUAUCGCUGUGUGACUCACAACACAACUAACAUUCGCUACUGUCUCCAGUCCUGCUACCUGGAGAACGGAGGGUGCCCUCCUGAGCAGGUCUGCUACUACGAGAGGAAAGAUGAGGACUGCAACCAACUCCUGGAGCCUUGCUUCAAGACGGCAUGCACCGAUGUCCCUGAUGUAGUUGCUGAGGAUGCUUGUCCGAUUGGAUGGGAGAACAACGAAUGUGCCAGUGCUUGCCAGAGUACUUGUGAAGACUACCUGAACCCUCGGAUAAGGCCAUGCAUAGCCGUGUGUGCUAAAUGCCAGUGUCCCUACGGGAUGGUUGUGUUCAGAGACCGUUGUGUUGAUCCACUGGAGUGUCAAAUACUACUGAACGAAUCUAUACCGCUAAAUCCUCUACCUCAGCCUGAGAGCGUGCUGCUGGUUCAGUUUGCACUGGUCGGAGUAACGCGUGAUACGGUGGACAGUGCCGGGUUUGCUACGUCUGCACGGAACUUGUUGUCGAGAGAGGGAGUACACGUGCAAGUGGAGGUCUAUGCCGUGCUCGAAGAGAAUGGAAACACUGUGGUUGUGCUGAAGUUUAGAGCUGAUCGUGAUCAGUUAAGCUCUGUCGCCAACUUGCUGAUGGACAAUAGUGAUGCACUGAGUACUAAGGUUUCCUCUGCAUCUGUAGUGGCCACUCCCCAGCAAGAGGAAGAAGAGGAUGACGAUGGCGAUGAUGUUUCUGCCGGUGUAAUCGCUGGCUCUAUAGUGGCUGCUGUCUUCACGAGUUCAGUAGUGAUAUUGGUUCUUGUGAUCAUCGCCGUGCUGGUUGCGAGGAGCCCAAAACUGAAACAUGUUCACGUUCCACUUGACGAAAAGGAAAAACCUCUUGAUGGUCUGAGUUACGCGAGUUUGGUAUCCAAAGGUACUGAGAAUGACUAUGAAAUUUCUUAAACGAUGGAGACUCCACAAUUUUUUAACCCAUGCUGCUGCACAUAUCUCGUAAAAUACGUUGCCAUUCUUUUUAUACCCAGCUACGUGACGUACUUACGUAAUUUCAUGUAAUCACGUGAAUGUUCCAGUUUUUACCAACUGUAACUGAUUUAAAAUGUGUAUGUUUCUACAUCUAUCAACUGAAAAGAGUUUGUACCACUAAGCUAGCUAUAUUUACGAAAGUCUUCUGCGGGCAAGAUUAUACUUCUUUGAGAUUUAAGUUGACCUGUUGGUACCUUUGAUUGACCUCAUUGUCAGGAAUGAGAGGCAACCUCUCUUGCUGCAUCUGAGGCCUCCUGAUGGUGGCGUAGCGGAUGUAGAUCAGCAUAAACACCACUGCCAAUGCCGUCAGUGUGCCAGCGAGCCCCAGAAUGACCAUUCCCGACAGCACCCCAUCCGAGAGCCCUUCUUCUUCAUUGUUGUUGGUAGUCAUGAUAAUAGUGUCCCCUCCGCUUCCAGACUCAAAGAUUGAGAUUGAUACGAUGUCGAAACUGUAAGUGGCGAAGAAAUCCUGGUUUCGUGAGAUCAGCGAUGAUAUGUAGACUGCCACUGCGGCCGCUGUG
Messenger RNA from Geodia barretti, 3413 nucleotides. The record is from the annotation of a GenBank genome assembly. NCBI's taxonomy places the organism in Eukaryota, Metazoa, Porifera, Demospongiae, Tetractinellida, Geodiidae.